This is a messenger RNA of Rotaria socialis, 216 nucleotides long. Lineage: Eukaryota; Metazoa; Rotifera; Eurotatoria; Philodinida; Philodinidae. The record is from the annotation of a GenBank genome assembly.
AUGUAUCCUCAUUUACAAGGAUCAACAAACAAUAAACCGACUCGGGAUUCUAUGUCCGCUUACGAAGACUUUACUCACCGCUAUGCGAUUAAUAAAAAUUAUGCUACGAAACUUCAUCAACUACGUGGUUAUGAAAUUGUUUUCAUAUGUGACGAUUCAGGCUCCAUGAAAAAUCCAAUAGGUAAAAUAGUAUAUUUCUUGAAUACACUAAAUUGA